AUGACCGCUUCCGCCCCUACACUCGAACCAUGCUUCAUUCUGAGAUUAUACAUAUCCAAUGAAAAUAUCACCCACAUUGAUGAUAUUAAAUCCGGUCCUUCCCGCAUGAUUGUCACCGUCACGCAUGGCCGUCUCCAAGGAUACGGAGUGACAGCGGAUGUUCUCCCUGGUGGAUCGGAUUGGAUUUUACACGAUCCAAAAACAGACACAGCACAUAUCGACGUCCGCACCCAAGCCCACACAAACACCACCCCCAACCACGCCUUCUACAUCCACUACACCGGCAUCAUGCAGCUGGAUGAUAAGAUUAAGAAGUUCCUCCAGGGGUCGCCUGAUGCUGUGACCACUGAUUUCGGCGAACAUUACUGGUUUCAGACGCCCCUGUUUGAGACGAGUCAUCCGGACUUGAAAUGGAUUGAGCAGGCUUUUUUUGUGGGCAGAGGUAGGCUGGUUGUUGAGAAGGGGCUGCCGAGUGCUGUUGAGUAUCAGAUUUGUCGGGUUGGGAAUUAG
Molecule: messenger RNA, 510 nt
Organism: Aspergillus wentii DTO 134E9
Lineage: Eukaryota; Fungi; Ascomycota; Eurotiomycetes; Eurotiales; Aspergillaceae
Product: DUF3237 domain-containing protein
Exons: 2
Coding region: 1-510 (169 amino acids)
Source: RefSeq, a predicted model, not a curated record